CCGAUACGAAUUUUCUAAUUUUAUUGCAAGGUUUCUUUAUGCUUACACAGACACAGUAGCGCAUACUCUAAGCAAAAUCAUGGAAAACAACAACGAAAGUAUGUUACCAAAACUCAAUGAAAUUCCAGAAAAUACAUUAGGGUUUAUCAACAAUCAUACAUUGAAUUCUAAUCCCAUUGAAAACCCUUCAAAAUUUGAAGAUUUAGCUAUUAAGCUUGAUUCCAAAUGUGCCCACCUUCAAAACCAUCUUCAAAAUCUUCACAAUACUCUAGGAAGUUUGUUAAUUUCUUCUACUUCUCGUUCGAUUCACACCAAAUCAUUUAUUGAAGAUUUUACGUUUAAUUUGGAGAAUCUCAGCAUCAUUUGUUCUCAAUGUGAAACCAGGGAAAAACGUAGGAUUUUUGAGAAAAUUGUUGGGAAAGAUUUGCCAUAUAUUGCGCGGGAGUUGCGGCGGAUUGAAAAGUUACGCGAGUAUGCUGGGGUUGCUCUAAAUCUGGAAACCCUGGUUGGAGAUUUAGAAGAUGCUGUUUUAUCUUCUCUGAAUCGGCGUACUGGAUUCAUUUUCUCAAGAACUGAAUCUAGUCCACCAGUUCCAGGAUAUUUUCAUGCAAAGCUGGGAAAUGUUCAUAGGGCUGUGAAGGCCAUCAACAUUAUCGAGGAUCUCCUGUUGGGUAUCCUGAAAAAUCAUCCUCAGUGGUGUCAUCUGUUGAAGGCUGUUGAUGCAAGAGUGGAUAAGAUGAUGGCAGUGCUUAGGCCUCAGGUAAUCGCUGAUCAUCGCAGUCUUCUUUCUUCUCUCGGGUGGCCACCCAAAAUUUUGGCGUCAAACACAAGAAGCUCAGAGGCUACAGGCAUCCCGAACCCCCUACUUCUCAUGCAAGGAGAGAAAAAACAGAGCUACCCCCAAAGCUUUCUAGCACUCUCUGCAUUGGAGCAUGCACAGUCGCGAAGGGAAGAACGGCAUCAUAUUUUGUUGGGAAAGGUGAAGGAAAGAACCAUGGGGCUUUGGGCUAUUGAUGAACUAGUGUCAUCAAUAGCAUCGAGGAUUGAGCAUCAUUUGCUCAAAUGGACUGAUCAGCCUGAGUUCAUGUUUGCUCUUGUCUACAAAAUUACACAUGAUUUUAUUGAAGGCGUUGAUGAUGUUCUACAGCCACUAAUUGAUCAGGCUAGAAUGUUUAGUUGUAGUGCGAAGGAAGCUUGGGUGUUCUCCAUGGUGCAGUUUCUAUCGGAAUUCUUGGGGAAGAAAGUGUUCCCUGUUCUUUCUGAAAGAUACCGAGAAAGGAUCACCAAAUCAGAUGCUAGUUCUUCCUGGCUCCAUCUGAUUGAUGAAAUAAUCAAAUUUGAUAAACGUAUGCAAUUAUUUAUCAUUCCAGAAACAUAUCUUCUUCCAAGUUCAGCAGGAAGCAUGUCAGCGUUGUCUUUGUUUUGUGACAGACCGGAUUGGCUCCGUAUUUGGGCUAAGGUAGAGCUCAAGGAUGCAUGGAACAGACUAAAAGCAAAGCUGAAGGAUGUAAGAGCUUGGUCUACAGUUUAUAUACUAGAGAAAACUGAAAAUGACCAGUAUGUUCUGUCUACUAGUGAAGAUUAUAAAGCUCCGUUAGCUGCAGAUUUUGCACUCACAACAGCUUGGGAAAUGAUCCAGCGUUGCCAGACUUUGCCGUGUACUGCACGUCGUAUACAUUUCAUGAGAUCAGCUCCCGGAAAGUUCCUUUGGCGCUUCUUUAAUGUUUUGCUCGAAAGGCAUAAAAGUGCCGAAUUUCUUGCACAUGAUGCCGAACAAAAUUUAGUUACAGUCUGUCAAUUAAUCAAUUCAGCCCGAUUUUCUGAAUUUAAGUUGCAAACGUGGAGUGAUGAUGUAGAUCUUUUUGAGCUUAGACUUGCUGAAAAGGGAUUAGAUAUUGAUCCUACGCUCAAUGCAACAAAUGACAGUUACUUUUUUGAAGAAGAGAUUGAGAGCUUAAUCGAGAUGGAGACUAAUUGGCUCAUGGAAUUAAUCACUCAUGUUCUACACCAGUUCGAGAAUUACUCUUUCUACUACUUCCAUAACGUGGAACGCUUUGAGGAAGUCACCGAAAGGGAUACGAGUAUAUCGGAUGAUCUUGUUGUAGCACUGGAUAAUUUGAGAAGCCUACUUAAUUUGUUUAGAGAACAUCUUAAUGCUAAAGACUUCCUGGAUACAUGGAGAAGUAUAGCUGAUGGGCUCGACCAUUUUAUAUUUCACAAUAUUCUCGCUCUAGGCGUUCAAUUCUCUGAUAAUGGAGCCAAACAGAUGAUAUUUGAUAUGGAAGGUUUGUUCUAUGCUUUUAAGGCUUUUUGUGCUCACCCAGAGGCCUUUUUCCCAUGUAUUAGAGAUUUUCUUAAGUUCUUGAAAUUGGAUAAGAAGGCGGUGGAGGAUUUGAAGGCGGAUAUAUUACUUCAUGCAAAGUGUUCUGAUUGCUUGUUAACCUAUAGUAUUUCCAGUUUAUCGGUAGAUCAGACAUUACAGAUCUUAAAUAACAGGAUGUUUCAGGGCUGAACAAUUUUGGCUGGUAAACUCUACUUUUUAUUUCUUUUUUUCCCUGCAUUUGACAUAUUUUCGUGUGCUGUAAGCAUCAUGUGUGUGUGUGCCCGCACUUAGCAUGUUAACUUGCUUACUUACAUUGUUCGAGUAUGCUUAACUUGUCCUACCGGCUAUCGCCACCAGUUCAUUUGGGAAACUAUUGAUUCUUUUUAAACCCAAACUCUGAUUUUACGAGUGAUGAAAUACGUGUAAUUGACCUUAUAUUAUCGAAGUUAAGACUUCGGUAUUGGUGCUAUGAUGAAAGAUACUACAAAUCGUGUGAAGAGUGUGGAGGCCUUUUGUGACUGGAGGGACAAAUUUAUGAUGGCCUCUUCCUUCCGCUAAUAUUUGUUAAUUACUACGAUCAAUGUUUUUUUUGUCGAUUUUGGAAUAUUUUACAAGAGCGAGAAAAGUGUAGCUAUUGAAAAGAAGCAAAGGAUAAUACUCCUAUGUAAGAUCUUAAAACUGUGUGAAGCUCCAGAUGAUUUCAGCUGGCCGGGGAUGCAAAGCUACCUUGAUAUACCCAUUUUAUUCCGAUCACCCCAUUGAAGAAGCGUUUUGUGGGAAUUUCAGACAGUAAGUUUGGGGUUCGUAUAUGAAUCAUGGAUACUUUUGCUAAACUAUAGUUGCUCAAUUUCCAUUUUGUUUUGUGGCAGUGUCGAUCGCAGCAUUCUUAGAGUUGCUGGAGAAGAUGCUGGUUCUCGAUCCUGCACAAAUGUUGAUAAUAUGGUAAGGCUCUUAUAGAAGUUUUACAACUUAUCGGUUUCUUGUUAUGACAAAUCUUCACUCGUGAAAUUCUCGACGUUGAGUACCUUUAGGCUGAUCCUCGCCUAGUAAAACCAAGAGGUCCCUUUGUUUCCUCUUUUCUCACAUUUUUUCUCCAUUUGCAUCUUUUAUUUUGAAUGCGUCACCUAUUACAUCUUACACUACGUUUAAAGAAAUUUUAUCAUGCUGUUUUUAGUUCAACACUGAACUCGGUUAUUUUCUUGCAUUGUGAAUUUGUGCCAUGAAGCUUUACAUCACCAUGUAAGCAAGUGACCUUAACUUGUGCAAAGCGCAACAAAAACAGAGAAAUAGUAUAAGAAGAUGAAUAUUGAAUGGGUAUCUUAUGAUUCCACUUCAAUCUAGUAUUUGUAUUUUCUUAUUAUUAGUAGUUACUAAAUACCUUCUAUGGUAUCUGCUCACAAAUAAAUGCAAGUACACUCUUAGCUUUAUCUACUUCUCUUAGUGGCUUGCACUCAACUUAGUUAAAACAAACUCUUAUCUAGAAUUACCCUUACCCAACAACAAUGGGUUUGAACAAAAUUUCUCCCCCACAAUGGUAGUGCUCCUUAAUGCCCUACUCUCAUGUUUUUCUUGGAGGUUGAUGAGCAUUAACAUUGACGUGCAUUAAUAAUUGUUCACAUUUCACUACUUAUAUUUGGCAUCUAAGAUGUCUUAAAUCAUUUCUUGAGCUUCUUAAAGUUAGAAUACGUGUAAAACAUAAAGCCCGAUGUUCAGGUAAAGAAUGCCUGUUUAAGCACACAAAGUGCUUGUCCAAGAAGUGAGAGAACCAACUUUAGUUGUUCGAGCAAGAACGAGCACACCUCCAUGAGC
This is a messenger RNA of Amaranthus tricolor (Joseph's coat), 4132 nucleotides long. RefSeq names its product RINT1-like protein MAG2L. Lineage: Eukaryota; Viridiplantae; Streptophyta; Magnoliopsida; Caryophyllales; Amaranthaceae. Gene Ontology annotation, biological process: regulation of ER to Golgi vesicle-mediated transport; retrograde vesicle-mediated transport, Golgi to endoplasmic reticulum; endoplasmic reticulum to Golgi vesicle-mediated transport. Gene Ontology annotation, cellular component: Dsl1/NZR complex. The transcript has 4 exons. Bases 80 to 2512 code for a protein of 810 amino acids. The record is from RefSeq and is a predicted model, not a curated record.